GCCCCGGCUGCAGAUUCCCAGGGGAUCCAGGUCUCUCUGAACGAGGGUGCCCACCAGCUUCGCCUGUACCACAGUGGCCCUGCCACGGACCAGCCGUUCUCUGUCGGUGCCCUCACCUCCGCAGGACGGUAUGUCCCAUGUGCCAGCCUGCUAGUCAGGCUGCUCAAAGCCCCCGUGGACUCCAGCCAUCAAACCCUGCAGAGAAGCAUGGUUCCCCAGGGGGACUGGGUCAGACUCGGCCUCUUCCAGCCCAGGCCUGACUAUUCAGAUGGGAUCUAUUAUUCAGACUCGGUCGUGCCCACCGCCGGGGAGAGGUGCCUCUACAGCGCCAUGGGAAACAGGUCUGCAGUGCUGGUUCGGGAGAUUGUCCCUCAGCUUGCGGGAAACGAAGGCCUGGAGCUGAAUACAGAUGCGGAGAUCUCUACUUGGAUCAAAGAGAAACUGACCAGGACGAUGGACUGCAGCCCUCAGCCUUUCAAUCUUACCUAUGUCUCUCGAUACCUCCCUACAUACGGCAUUAAGUUUGCAGUGGAUGGUGCCAAGAAUCUACCCUGGUCUGGUUUGACGGUGGCUCAUUUCUGCUUCAAUCCCCCUGGGGCCUUUUAUUUUGGGAGGCCCUGGCUAAAAUACGAUCGUCCUGUCUUUGUGGAGAAGCUUGACCUUGAUAGCUACCAGCGAUGGCCUGUGUGGCUGGAUGGAUUCAAGUCCUUUCCCCAGAGGAUUUACAAUGAGUAUCUAACGGUGAUUAUCCACCUGUACGAAGUCCUGGUGAACCCUGAGCCAGACACUCCGGGCAAAAAGGCAGCCACCAGACCUGUGCCGAGAGGAAUCAUGAGGAAAGAGGGCGAAAGGCUGCGCUAUGCACUGGGGAGUGAAGCGUGGGCUAUUCUCCAAGUGUUCUCUAGUGGCUACUGCAACACUGAUGUUUAUCAGCUGCCUCUGUACCACGGGGCUCCCAGCCAGAACAUUGUGAUCUCCUUCUCCCAAGGGACGUGUGCCAGCGUUACGCAGGAGCUGGCGAACAGGAAAGUGAUUGAACUGGUGAGAGGGGCAUCGGUGGUUGUCCGUCUAGCAGAUGGUAGGCGGGAUGAAGAGCUUAGCCUGCCCCCCAAACAGGGUAUCAAUCAGUCCUACCUCCCCAAGGAAGGCAUACAGUUUUACAAGAAGGAGCCCGGUGGUGCUAAAGUUACAGAUCUGAUGCCACAGGAGAAGGCAGAAACCCAGCAAGAGGCCUGGCUGUUAAUUCUAGAUCACAUCUAGUGGUCCAGGAAGAAGACAGUUUACUUUCUAGAUCAGCCAAGCAAGACAACCAUGCCAUUUACGUCAUUGCAGGCUUCAAGUAGCAGGGUCAAGCUCCUUGGGACAUUUUGUUCACAGCACUCUAGAGAUGAGAAUUUGUU
Trachemys scripta elegans is the source of this 1400-nucleotide messenger RNA. RefSeq lists its product as uncharacterized. The record is from RefSeq and is a predicted model, not a curated record. NCBI's taxonomy places the organism in Eukaryota, Metazoa, Chordata, Testudines, Emydidae. The transcript is spliced from 10 exons. Bases 208 to 1260 code for a protein of 350 amino acids.